GAUCGUGUGAACAGACAGCCGAGGGAUCAGUCGACGAUAUUUAUUGAAGUUGACUGGAAGUCAGUUAUGCACACCAUAUAACCCACAUCGUUUAAAGCCUGGAUAUCAAAAUUACAAUAGCCGAUCGCAUGCUUUGCUAAAUUUUCGUCUCAGUCCGUGGAAAUCCUGUUGAUGGGACAUAAUCUACCGAGAUUGUCAAGUCAACCCGAGUAGGGUCUGUUGUUUCGCCGACAUCUUGUUUCACAUUAUUGGAAACGUUGUUAAUGCCGUCGACAACUUUCACUUGAAUUUAACCGAUGAUAAAAAAGGUCCUGGUGCCUGGUGAUAAACAAUAAAGGCCUAGCUCCGAGAUAAGGAAAGCUUAUGUCAACUUUGUCAAGUGGACAAACCUUCCCCGUCCAACAGGAACAAAAUCUUGGAUAUGAGUUUGAGCAACCAUCGCUUUUGCCAAUCACAACUGGACUGAGGAUUCAUUCGUUUAAAAAAGAUUAAAAUCAAAGUUUAUAAGCGACCGACAAAAGGCCCUUCAUAGGACUUCAAAAUGCAACGGGAUCGUGACAGAGAUAGGGGACGCGGAAACGAUUACCCUGGCGGUCCAAGAAAAGGUACUGGGAGCUCAGGGGGUCGGGCUGGAGCCCCUCACCACGGUAGAUCGAGUUCUUCUGGUUCUGGAGUUCUAAUGGUUGGACCCAACUUUAGGGUUGGCAAGAAAAUUGGCUGUGGAAAUUUUGGGGAGUUGAGAUUAGGGAAGAACCUUUACACAAAUGAACUGGUUGCCAUUAAACUAGAACCACUCAAAUCCAGAGCUCCGCAGCUCCAUCUAGAGUAUCGAUUUUACAAAGCACUUGGUCAAUCAGAGGGAAUCCCACAAGUAUAUUACUUUGGACCUUGUGGCAAGUACAAUGCAAUGGUGAUGGAACUCUUAGGACCAAGUCUGGAGGACUUAUUUGACAUUUGUGAAAGGCAGUUUACACAGAAGACAGUUUUGUUGAUUGCUAUGCAAAUGAUUCGAAGAGUGGAGUAUGUGCAUAACAAACAUAUGAUAUACAGGGAUAUAAAACCGGAGAAUUUCUUAAUCGGUCGCAAACAAAAUGGGACUGACAAAACAAUAUAUAUUAUUGAUUUUGGUUUAGCCAAAGAAUAUAUCGACCCGGAAACAAAGAAACACAUACCCUAUAGAGAGCACAAAAGUUUGACAGGAACUGCACGUUACAUGAGCAUAAACACGCAUCUGGGAAAAGAACAAAGUCGGAGAGAUGAUUUGGAGGCACUUGGUCACAUGUUCUUAUACUUUUUACGUGGCAGUCUCCCUUGGCAGGGACUCAAAGCUGACACAUUAAAAGAACGUUACCAGAAAAUCGGCGAUACAAAAAGAUCGACCCCUAUUGAAGUUUUAUGUGAGAAUUUCCCAGAGGAAUGGGCUACUUACCUUCGCUGUAGAAGACUGGAUUUCUUCGAAACCCCCGAUUAUGAUUAUUUGUAUAAUUUGUUCCGAAAUUUGUAUGAGAAGAAGGGAUAUUACGAUGACACAGAGUUUGAUUGGAGUCAUAAGUCGAUCCCUCAGCCGGUUAGCUCUGUAACCACAACGACCGAAGUUGCAUCAAACAGGCCAGCAGCCCCCCAUCCUUCAUCCAAGAGUACUGGUGAUGCCUGGCAAAGCUCAAGACCUACCUACGACAGUCGCUAUAUUCGACCAGGCUUGGCUGGCUCUGUCCAAGUUGUCAGCUCGACAAACGGUGAACUCGGACCCUCUGCAGACGAUGCUAAUCUCGUUGACAGAAGGACAGGAGUACCCUUGAAUUCACAACCUGAAGUUGAAAUGGUUGAUGAGACCAAGUGCUGUUGUUUCUUCAAGAGGAAAAAGAAGAAAACCACAAGUCGUAGGAAAAAGUGAAUGUUGCCUUAUCUUCAUAGUGCUUUGCAGCAACAGCUCAAAUGGAUUCUUAUCAAGGCAUGAUGUAACUUUUACCAGAUCUUUCAAAGGCCUGUGGUCUCAUUCUGGUAAACAUCUUUUUGCCGAGAGCGAAGCAAACUGGGGUUUCAAAAUCAGCGUCGAGAAGUGGAAGCCUACAUUGUUGCAAAUCACUUGAGAAAAGUUCAGAAUUUAAUGGAUUUUAUUCAUGGAAAUGUCUGGGUUUCAUUAAAGCAUUUAAUUAACAAAUCAGAAUAUCAAGUAUAAAUGUUGAGAGUUUUUCAAAAGAAGCAGGGGCUUAAUAUUUACAAUUAAUGUACCCGUUCUUGUUCAUGCGAAAUCUGACGUAUUUGAAAAUGUUAAACUCUUAGUACAGUUAUGUAAUUGUUUCUUGAGUGGAAAUGUUUUGCCAUAUUUCCAAUUUUGUCGUAAUUAAAGCUUAGGAUAGGCAAUGGGGCGUAUUUUUUAAUAAUGAAAGUGAUUCCGUUUUUGUCUAAAGCAAAUGAUUUUUGCCAAGUUUUGCUUUUCAUGGCAGCUUGGCAUAGAAUGGUGCUCUUGCCGAUAACUCAGAUUUGAAGAAUUUUAUAAUCGCUAGGAUUGAUUUCUUGUAAGAAUGAAGAUCAUCAAAUGGACAAAAAUUGUAACAGCAGGCAAAUAUUUCCAAGUAGCUAUUGCUUUCAAAGUUUCUUUAUGCCGUUUUCUAUCGAGGUUCUGUUGACAUUUUUAUUCGAUGGGCCUUGCUUGGUUUAUCCUGCAACAAUUUAAUUCAUUGGAGCUUAUAAAGUAUGUAACUUCUAUCGUUUUCUUUUAGUGUUAUUAUACCUUACAGUAAAUAGUGGUUUUGGCCUAAGAAAUAGACUGGUGGAAUUAAGUAAUGUUGAUAGUGUUUUCAAUUUAUGAUUCAGAGGAGUAUAAAGAAACAGGCAUAAUUGAAGUAGCAAUCAUACUCUGGGUACUGUAAGAUUGUUUUGUUGCUAUUUCCUGUAGCCACACCACUUGUCUUAAUUACUUUUGUGUAUAAAGAUGUCUGUUAAUC
This is a messenger RNA of Rhopilema esculentum, 2948 nucleotides long. RefSeq names its product casein kinase I-like. Gene Ontology annotation, molecular function: ATP binding; protein serine/threonine kinase activity. Gene Ontology annotation, biological process: protein phosphorylation. NCBI's taxonomy places the organism in Eukaryota, Metazoa, Cnidaria, Scyphozoa, Rhizostomeae, Rhizostomatidae. The record is from RefSeq and is a predicted model, not a curated record.